This is a messenger RNA of Aspergillus steynii IBT 23096, 1950 nucleotides long. RefSeq names its product acyclic terpene utilization AtuA family protein. Lineage: Eukaryota; Fungi; Ascomycota; Eurotiomycetes; Eurotiales; Aspergillaceae. The record is from RefSeq and is a predicted model, not a curated record. The transcript is spliced from 2 exons. Bases 69 to 1901 code for a protein of 610 amino acids.
UCUCUUUCACUCAUGGUCAAAAUAUUGAAUUCCUUCUCUCGUUGUAUUUAAACAAACACCCAACAAUCAUGCCUCACAACGACCGACCCCCCAUCCGGAUCGGCAAUGUCUCCGGCGCCACAGGCGACCACCCACAUGCAAUGUCACGCAUGCUCCGGUCGGGAGCUGUCGAUGUGAUUACAGGAGACUGGCUCUCGGAGAUGAACAUCGCGUGGAAUGCGAUCGCAAAGCAAGAAGUUGAUUCCAGACUGGGGUACGAGCCCGGGUUCUUCGAGCAGUUGGAUGAGUGUCUGGAUGAGAUCAUGCAAAAGAAUGUGAAGGUCGUUACGAAUGCCGGGGCACUGAAUACCACUGCGCUCUUUGAAAAGGUGAAAAAGCUGUGCCAGAGGAGGGGGUAUAGCGAUUGUGUGGUGGCAAUGGUGUUGGGAGAUGAUUUGUCCGAGUUGGUCACCGGUGGGAAAGGAAAGGGGGGAAUUGUCCAUUUGGAUAAUCCGGAUAUGACGCUGGAGAAGUGGGAGUUUGAGCCCUGCUGCGCAACGGCGUAUAUUGGGUGCUGGGGCAUUGUGGAGGCGCUGCGCGCUGGCGCUCAUAUUGUCAUAUGUGGAAGAUGUACCGAUGCGUCGCCGGUUAUGGGUGCUGCGGCAUGGUGGCAUGGCUGGAAAGAAGAGCAGUAUGCCGAGUUGGCCGGGUCGUUGGUCGCAGCACAUUUGAUUGAAUGUGGGCCAUAUGUUGUCGGUGCGAACUUUUCGGGCUUCAAGGACUUCAUGCCGGGGCUUGUUGAUCUAGGGUUUCCGGUGGCUGAGAUCGAUGUAUUCGGGCGCUGUGUGAUUGAGAAGACAAGCGAGGGCGGAGGACAUGUGACGAAGGAGACGGUUACUGCACAGCUGCUGUAUGAGCUUCAGGGUCAUUUGUAUCUUAACCCAGACGUUGUGGCGGAUCUGUCUGGUGUCACUGUUGAGCAGCAGCCCCGGGGUGUGGACCGAGUAUGCGUGCACGGCGUGAAGGGUCUGGCACCACCAUCAACGACAAAGGUCAUGGUCGCAGGCAAGGGAGGCUUCCAGGCCGAGGCAACGUUUUAUAUAAACGGCCUAGAUGUGGAGGAGAAGGCCGAAAUGAUGAAAGCUCAGUUGGCGCAUAUCUUCAAGGACAGCAACUUCAGCAAACUGAACAUCGAGUUACUGGGCUCUGCGGCUUCGAAUCCUCAAUCACAACAGUCUGGCACGGUACCGCUGAGGGUGUUUGCCCAGGCCCGGCGAAAAGAAGAUAUCGAUGAGAGGAAAUUCAAAGUGCCCAUCUAUGCCCUGAGGAUGCAAAGCUACCCUGGCUAUCACAUGAACCUCGAUUUCCGAACCAUGUCUCCUAGACCAUUCAUGGAGAUGUUCCCCGGCUUGAUUCCCAUCGCCGACAUCGAUCAUCGGGUGCAGAUGAGUACUGGGGAAAUCUUGCACGUUGACCCCCCGAAAUGUGGCGUUUCCACAUAUCCUGUCGUGCGGCCUUCCUCGGACACCGCUAAUCCUGCUGACCUUCUUGCUUUUGGGCCAACCGAGCUCGCACCGCUAGGGAGUAUAGUCCAUGCUAGGUCGGGCGAUAAAGGCGACAAUUCGAAUAUAGGGUUCUUUGUUCGCCAUAGCGAUGAGUAUGAAUGGCUCCGUUCAGCAUUGACCAUUUCCAGGUUGAAACAGUUACUGGGUGAUGAUUGGUACAGGGGAGAUCCUCAGCGUCGAGUUGAGCGAGUUGAGUUCCCAAAUAUACAUGCGGUUCAUUUUCGAAUACUCAACAAUCUGGAUGGUGGAAUAGCCUCUUCGGGAAGGAUUGACGGCCUAGGAAAGGGCCUUGGUGAAUACUUGCGGAGCAGAUUCAUCGAGAUACCGCGAAUUUUCCUCACUAGAGGGAAGAUAUAGAAUUGACUUUAUAUAGAAUACCGGCGUAUAUAGACCAAAGAAUUGAUUC